Molecule: messenger RNA, 5168 nt
Organism: Acanthoscelides obtectus
Lineage: Eukaryota; Metazoa; Arthropoda; Insecta; Coleoptera; Chrysomelidae
Source: the annotation of a GenBank genome assembly
CUUUCAUCUGUCGAGUGGUAUUAUAAAUUAUGAUACGAUUGAAGAGGGCUGUUGCAAUUUUCGGAUCGCUUACAUUGGUGGUAGUUUUCCUAACAGUUUAUUCGGCAAAAGAUCUAGGCGGUUUCCCAAACAGAGAGUCUUCAAUCAAUCAGGAUUAUAAAGAGAACAACCUGCUGCAUUUUGAAGAUAGAUUGAAGAAGCUUGAAGUAGAGUUAAAUGAGCAUCAUAAUGAGGUCCAUGAAAUUAAAGAGGCUAUGAGAUCCAUAAUACAUCCAUCUUCGAGUACCAGAUCAAUAAAAAAUUUUACAUUACCAUCGAUUGUAUCAAAAGAAGUGUCUGUAGUUACAGAAAAUGUAUAUGAUAUCAGCUGCCCCAUACAGGUCAAUUUUUUACCAAAAACAGAUAUACAAAUGCUAAAUUUGUACAAAAGUAUACCAUUUGACAACAUUGAUGGAGGAGUAUGGAAGCAAGGAUGGAAGAUAGAGAUAAAUGAAAAAAAUUGGAACCGACAGAACAAACUGAAGGUGUUUGUAGUACCUCAUUCUCACAAUGACCCAGGCUGGCUGAAAACUGUAGAAGAAUAUUAUAUAAGUCAGACCAAGCAUAUUUUAGAUAAUAUGCUCAAAAAAUUACCAGAGGAUCCUAGAAGAAAAUUUAUCUGGGCGGAAAUUUCUUAUUUUUCAAUUUGGUGGGAUGAGCUUGAAGUUAAUGAUAAAGAAACAGUACUAAAAAUGAUCCGAUCCAACCAGCUAGAGAUAGUAACAGGCGGCUGGGUGAUGAACGACGAGGCCAACUCCCAUUGGUUGUCAAUCGCACAUCAGCUGACUGUAGGUCACCAAUGGCUAGCACGCAAUCUCAACUAUACGCCCAUCACCCAUUGGUCAAUUGACCCGUUCGGACUCAGCCCGACGCAGGCGUUACUUUUGAAAGAGGCGGGGUUCAGAGAUGGGCUAAUUCAGCGGACGCAUUACUCGGUGAAGAAACGGCUUGCACAGGAAAGAUGGUUGGAGUUUAGGUGGAGACAGGCUUGGGAUGGUGCUGGGAAGACGGAUCUGUUCACUCACAUGAUGCCCUUCUACUCGUACGACGUACCUCACACUUGCGGUCCAGAUCCUAAGGUGUGCUGCCAGUUCGACUUCAAGAGACUUCCGGGACAUGGUUUGACGUGCCCUUGGAGGAUCGCUCCUCAGCCUAUCACGGACAAUAAUGUCGCCCAAAGAGCCCAACUGUUAUUAGACCAAUAUAGGAAAAAAUCCAUGUUGUUUAAAACGAAUGUGGUUUUGGCACCUUUAGGAGACGACUUUAGGUAUGAUCAUUCCACUGAGUGGGAUGUACAGUAUGAAAAUUAUCAGAAACUCUUUGAUUAUAUGAACUCAAACCUCAAUCUCAACGUGCAGGCUCAGUUUGGAACAUUAUCAGAUUAUUUCGCAGCUGUUCAUAAAGAAAAGAAACUUUCUGAAUUCCCUGUCCUUUCUGGGGAUUUUUUCACUUACGCUGAUAGAGACGAUCACUACUGGAGUGGGUACUAUACUUCUAGACCUUUCUAUAAACGGAUGGACAGGAUACUGCUCUCCUAUAUUCGAGCUGCUGAAACUAUACAUACUUUGGGAUACCUUGGUAAAAGCUCUGGAUAUUCGUGGAUAAUUGACAAGAGUACAGGCUUAGAAAAAAUGAUAGAGAAUGCAAGACAGGCAUUGUCUUUAUUCCAACAUCAUGAUGGUAUAACAGGAACCGCUAAGGACCAUGUUGUCAUUGAUUAUGGGAAAAAGAUGCUGUCAGCGAUCAAUUCGUGUCACCGCGUGAUCCAACUGUGUGCACAUGUGUUGUUGCGAGGUCCUGGAGCCACAGAAGCGGACUCUAACUCAGCUUACUAUAGUGUCGACGACGUGAGACAUUCACACGGUGACCUACCCGAAAGGCAUCAGAUCACCAUCGGGGUCCCCGAGGUGCCUAGCAAGAAGGUGGUGCUCUAUAAUUCGUUAACGUUUCACAGGAAAGAGGCUGUUACGUUUCAUGUCUCUACGCCUUACGUUGAGGUUUUAGAUUUUCAUGGCAAAAGAAUAGUUUGUCAGGUUUCACCAUACUUUGAAUACGGUUCUUCAAUGUCCCAAACAAAAUAUUUAUUAACUUUCGUUGCUGAUGUUCCUGCAUUUGGUCUAGUAGAAUAUACGAUUACUGCUGUGUAUGAAUACGAGUUACCCAAGGAGACGGUUUUCUCAAAAGUCAACAUCUACAACCACUACGCGGAUGUGAGGGCUCCAAAGGGUUUCAAACCAGAAGUUUCUGUAACUGCAAGUGAAUUCACUAUUCAAAACAAUAGGCUUACAGCGUCUUUUAAUAAAUUGGGAUUGCUCAAAGCUAUCAAAGCCGCUGGAACCUCUUAUCCUGUACAUCUGGAUUUUGCAAAAUAUGGCGCUAGAAUGCAGCAAUACUCUGAAAGAAGUGGCGCUUAUUUGUUCUUGCCUGACGGAGAUGCAGUUACAUUGCAGAUAGAAAAUACUAUAGUAAAUGUUAUUCAGGGACCAGUGAUGUCUUCAGUAUUAGUGCAGUUGCCUUACGUACAACAUUCAGUUACGCUUUACAACAGCACAGGCGGUGAUAGCUUAGGUAUAGAAAUUCACAAUACUGUCGACAUUGCUAAGACGCAUAAUUUUGAGUUGGUGAUGAGAUUGCUCACAAAAAUCAGUAACGGUGAUGAAUUCUUUACUGAUCUAAAUGGUUAUGGGAUAUUGCGUAGGAAGCGUUUUUCCAAACUUCCCCUACAAGCCAACUAUUAUCCAAUGCCAACAAUGGCGUUCAUAGAAGACUCUGAAACCAGACUGACAGUAUUGACAGGUAGUCCCUUGGGCUGCAGUUCCCUCUCCUCAGGCCAAUUGGAGAUCAUGAUGGAUCGGAGACUCAAUCAGGACGAUAACCUAGGCUUGGGACAAGGGGUACUUGACAAUAGGCCUACGAGGCAUGUGUUCAGGAUCCUUCUUGAGAAGAGACAGCAACAGCAGUGUCGGACGACAGCAGCAAACCACCCUUCUGCCUUUCCAACCCUCUCUGCACAUGUGACGUUGCAAUCCCUUCUCAACCCCCUUAUUCGGCUGCUGCGGGUGGACGACGAAGACGACACAUCGAGUGCUUUCUAUACGGGGGCAGCAAGCCCAAUAGGUGUAGACAUUUCCAUGCCCUCUCUAAGGACGGGUGUCUACGUCAAGGGAACGGAAUAUGUGGGAUUCACCUUGCAUCGGCAGAUGUUGGAACUCUGUUACGCACGAAAGGAUGUUUUGAAAGAAUUUCCGUUGAGCAGAGGGGCGGUGAACAUCGGUUCUGUGAUACCAAUAGAGCCAGGGAAAAAGCUUCGCAGGACUUCACUAUCAUUUAUGCUAGUAAAAAAUGAAGUGGAUUAUAGAGGCAACUUAUCAUUAUGUCCAAUGGAUAUGCAGACGUUCAUUUUUUGAAACGAGCAGAAGCUAUAAAAAGUAUUAAAAAUAUUCAAAUAUUUCAACUGUCGUUUGUCAAAUGUGAUGACUGAGCAUUCAUUAGAAGGAGCAUUUGGCUUGUUUAUGCACGGAUUGAAAAAAGUACAGCUAUUUUUGCGUAGUUGGCAUCUACAAGCCGUGUGUGGAUCUAAUGUUUGUUACAAUUUCAACCAAAGAUACCUUUUUCAGUGUCACAGUGGACCGUAUUUUCCAGAUGUAUUAACUAUAACAAAACAUAGUGUUAUCACUUAUAUAGCACAGCUGAAGCGUCAUAGGCAGUGUAAACGGCAACGCUAGCUAGCGGCGAAACAUGUGACUGGAUUUCCUGUCUCUCUAGAUGGGCAGCUCCGAACCAGUGUUGCCAUUUUCACUUGUUUACAAUCCAGACAAUGCUUGACUUUCAUAGUAUCAGUGUUCAGCCGGGUUUUAUUUGAAAUAUUUUAAUAAAAAUUUUAUUGCAAUCUCCUUUAUUUAAGGAAUGUAGUGACCUACGAGGCGAUGCGUAUACCCAGAAUACGCAUCUACCUUCAAAAGCAUCUUGAUAAAAACAGCUCGGUCGAUAACUCCGUUAUUACGCAUGGUAUCAAAAAAAAUUGAGUACAAAAAUUGUAGCCAAACAUACAUUUCUUUAAAUGAAAUACCCUACACUUUAUUGCAGAUUAUGGUAGGUCUUACAAAUGAAGCAAUUUGAUGUAACAUAUCAUAAGGUUUUGUUCUGAAAUUGUUGACAUAUUGCACAAUCUGCCGAAAACAACACAUUCACCUUUGACAACACGCACCCCCACAACUGACAUAGUUAAAGUACUAUAUUUUUCAUCAGUGAUCUAGUAUCUCUUUUAAUAAGAUAUUUAACUAAGCCUCUAGCAACAGAACAACCCCAAUAUGAGGUUAUUUGAUUGAUCCAAAGUGGCUGGAAAACUCUGCAAAAAACACCACUUUUCUGAGGAAGAAAAAAAAUAGCAACAAUUCGAAAAUUGCAGAAAAGGUUGAGCAUUUUUUAAUGAUUUUUUUUUCUGGAUGUUAAGCACCUCGAAGAAUUCAACUCAAAACCUGAAAAUGUAAGUAGUUAGGGAGAAAAUAUGGGAUAAAAUUUUUCUGAAGAAAAAUUCAGCAAUAGCAGUUCAGGAGGUGCAAGUUGUCAAAGUUGGGUGUUUUUUUUUUGUUCUAUAGAUAGUCCAAUAUCUCAACAAUUUGAAAACAAAACCCUAGUGUAGUAUGUUAUUUCCCAUUGUUUCGUUUGAAAGGGCGUGUUCCAAUCUGCAAUCAAAUAUAGGGCUUUCCAUUCAAAAACCUUUCUUUUGAAAGGACCACGCAGUUGGCUAUAAGUUACCGACUAGCCCACACUAAAACUCACCCUGUAAAUUUAAAGUAAAAAAUGUUGCUUCAAGCUGCUACUGGUUGACAUCAACAUACAAAUUAGAUUAAAGCCUUCGAAGUUUUGCUGAAUAUAACUGAUAAGGUGAUUAUGUCAGAAUUGAAAAAGAUGUCAUAGCGUUUCAUAUCUUCGUUGUUAAAAGCGGGUGUAACUUAUUGUAAAAUAAUAUCCACAGCAAACGAAAAUAAAAUAAAACUGGUAUUAUAAUGUACGCUUUUAAGAUAAACUGCAUACAGUUUUUUGUACAUAGGUAUAGUUUAGCUAGUACCAAUUUUGUCAGGGGUAGAUAAUUUCACACUCAAAUAAAAUAAAUCAAUGUAACAUCA